AUGGCAUCAAAAUUUUCUCCACGAAUGUAUCCAGAAACAGAAGAUAAUAUUCGUCCAGUACCACCUGUCCGAGCUGAAUUUCAAUAUAAUUCUCAAGAAGAACAACUACUACCACCAACAGCACCACCACGUAUGGAUGUACAAGGACAAGACAAUUCUUCUCGACCACAUCAGAAUGAAUGUCAUUGCAAGUAUAAUCGUUAUGCUACAACAAAAACGAUCGGUCAGGGUUUUUUUGAACUUGCGUUAAUUACAAGUAAUGCAAUGCAAUUACGAACAUUAUUAACUCAAAAACAACGUGAUGGAAUUUGGAUUGCAUCUCUCGUUCUUGUUUGUUUGUCAAUUCUUGCGCAGAUAGGUUUAACUUAUCUAUUGAUUAUUAUCGGUAAAGGUGAUAUUGAAAAUCCAGAUAAACAAACAAAAUUAGAAAAAUAUAAUUAUCUUGCAUUGUUCAUUACAAUAUUAAUAUCAAUAAUGAAUGUUAUUAUUAAUGUUUUUAUGUCAACAACAAGUCCAACAAGUUAUUUAGAUGCACAUUCGUUGGAAAUAUUAAAUAAACAAGCGUGA
Messenger RNA from Adineta steineri, 567 nucleotides. NCBI's taxonomy places the organism in Eukaryota, Metazoa, Rotifera, Eurotatoria, Adinetida, Adinetidae. The record is from the annotation of a GenBank genome assembly.